This is a messenger RNA of Stereum hirsutum FP-91666 SS1, 2220 nucleotides long. RefSeq lists its product as uncharacterized. The transcript has 13 exons. Gene Ontology annotation, biological process: carbohydrate metabolic process. The record is from RefSeq and is a predicted model, not a curated record. NCBI's taxonomy places the organism in Eukaryota, Fungi, Basidiomycota, Agaricomycetes, Russulales, Stereaceae. Bases 1 to 2220 code for a protein of 739 amino acids.
AUGCACGACGCUAGAGACAGUUCUAUCGUUAGGAUCGUACUGCAGCUGGUGAUAUGUCUAUGGUUCUUUCUCUAUCGAUCUGUCCUUGCCCUGUCUUCUGGAGUUGUGGACAUUCCUCUCAUUGUUCGCUCACCCUACCUCAGCGCAUGGCAGCCCGUAAACGGGACAAGCAAGUCUCCCAUUGGAUGGCCCACUCGCCCAACACCUUCAAGUGUAUUAGGAUGGGCUGGUUAUGCUAGGGUAGAUGGAAAGGCAUACCGCUUGUUUGGAGAUUUCCCUAUCGCUACUCCGAAUACUGAGAUUGCAGAUAUAUCCGGAAUCAUCAUCACGCCAACUCGAACAAUAUUGACGAUUCCGGCUGGUCCUAUCACUUUCAAUAUCACAUUCUUUAGUCCCAUAGAGCCAGGUGACUGGGUUCGCCAGUCAAUCCCGUUCUCGUAUUUAUACCUCGAUGCUAUAUCGACGGACGGGGAGUCACAUUCUGUGCAGGUUUACACAGACAUCAGUGCAGAAUGGUGUAGUGGUAAUCGGGACUCUCCCGUUAAUUGGACCACCCUCGUCGACAGCGAUGUUCGUUUCGGGGUAUUCCUCACUGACCCUGAUGUCUUCAAUGAGACUCAGGGGCAAGCCGAGUGGGGUACUACCUAUUACGCUAUGCGUUUUCCCGACUCAAACGUGACGGUAACAUGGGAGUCCAACUCUGACGUAAAGAAUAGAGACGGGUUUUGCGCGAAUGGAACUUUGACAAACUCGAAAGACAACCCCUAUGGUCCAAUUAGGGAUGACUUUCCGGUGUUCGCAAUCGCAGUCGAUCUCCAGGACAUCACUCGUACAGUGGAUCCUGUAGUUUGGGCUAUUGGUCUUACACGCGAACCGGCCAUUGCGUUCAUAGAUCUAGAAGGAAAACAGCAGAAUCGAAGCCUUUAUUACAAAGCCAACUACUCCAGCGAUGACGAUCUGAUGAAUUUUUUCUUGGGCGACUUCUCUGGUGCCCUGUUCAGGGCCGAUGAGCUUGAUGCCAAAAUCAUCUCUGCUGCAAAUAGUGUCUCAUCAGAGUACUCAGACAUUUUAUCUCUCGGCUUGCGGCAGUGCCUUGGAGCAACAGAGCUGACAUUAGGGCAAAACUCGGAUGGGACGUUGAACUCUACGGAUGUGAUGAUGUUCAUGGAAGAUAUGGGUGGGGUGGCUCACAGUCGUGUGAAUGCGGUAGAAACGCUCUUUGAGAUGUUUCCUAUGAUAAUGUAUAUCGACCCUUCAUUGGGGCGUCCGAUUUUGGAACCUCUUUUCAAAUUCCAAAACAACUCGGCAUAUACUCAUCCCUUUUCGUCCUCGGAUAUUGGUCUAAGUUACCCAAAUGCUGACGCGACCACGGCUUCUUCGAUACUUAAAGAGUCUGCUAACAUGAUUAUCAUGUCUUAUGCAUACGCACGAACAACAGGGGAUGGAAAUCAGGCUAAUUCAUAUUACAUACUUCUCAAGACCUGGGCGGAUUAUUUGGUCAACAGCACACUAUAUCCUUCUAAUCAGUUCUCAAUCGACGGGAUUCCGAUUACGGCUAACCAAACAAACCUGGCUCUAAAGGGUAUCAUAGCCAUCAAAGCGAUGUCUGAGCUCAGUAGUGCUCUUGAGGUUCCUGAAGAUAGGGAGUUAUAUGCGAACAAGGCCGCAGACCUUUACUCGCAAUGGAAGGCUCUCGCUGUGGAUUCACCUACCUCGAGUCUCUUGGCCACGUACGGACAGUCAUCAUCAUGGACGUUAGGAGACAAUAUCUUCUUCGAUCUUUGGCUGCAGACAGGGCUAGUUGAGGAAUCUGUACGAAUUUCCUUGCGUCAUUUCCACUGUGGUUAUAAUUCUAGGAAACCAUCUUACCUUGUAUUAUUCCAUUUUAAGAUCCUAGAUGCGCAAACACAGCUGUACUCGACAUUGAUAGGGUCGGGGAGCUUUCAAUAUGGGCUUCCAGCGGACAGCUCGAGUCUGGAUCGCAUAGCCUCAGGUAUGUCCGGUCAUAGUUGUUACUUGAUUCAAAAGAACAGACAUAACAGUAUUAAUUUUCUAGGCUGGAAUCUGCGCGCUGCAGCCAUCAGCGCCAAUCAGACCAUUGCGCAAUCGCUUAUUUCCACCAUUCGUUCUCAUUCCCUCUCGCCGUCCAUCGGGGUUGGUCUUUUCUUUCCCACUGUUUAUAAUAUUACAUCUGGCGAAAGCUUCGGUGCCUCCAGGUAA